CCGGAGCGGAUGCUGCACUUCCACCUUCUACCAGCAGGUGCACUUUGAGGGCAUCGGUGUGAUGGGAGAAGUCUCCAAAUGACGCGGGUGGAGCAGCAGAUAGCCCCCACCCUGCCCUGUCUGCUGGCCGAUAACACACAGCAGGGAAACAAACACAACCCUGACUACUCCACCACCACGCCACGUCUUCUCCACGCGCACGGAACCCGGAAAUAAUGGUUGAUUUUACGCAGGCGUUUGUCUCGCGCUGUGAACCCGACCUGCGUCGUUAAGUCGUCUCUGGCUCUGGAUCUCCAGCUGUGAGCUGUCUGCACAGCGAUGCUCUCCAAGAGGCAGAAAGACCUAAUAGCGGAAAUAUGGGAAGGGUUGAUCUCUGUGGCAGACGACAUUGGAGCAGACGCGCUGCUCAGGAUGUUCGCCUCCUUCCCCGGGACCAAGACCUACUUCUCCCACCUGGACAUCAGCCCCCGCUCCCCCCACCUGCUCUCUCACGGGAAGAAGAUCGUGCUGGCGAUAGCAGAGGGGGCCAAAGACAUCGACCAGCUGACCGUCACGCUGGCUCCUCUGCAGACGCUGCACGCCUACCAGCUGCGGAUAGACCCGACCAACUUCAAGCUCUUCUCACACUGUAUGCUCGUGAGCCUGGCGUGUCACAUGGGGGAGGACUUCACUCCGGAUGCGCACGCGGCGAUGGAUAAAUACCUGUCGGCGUUCGCGGCCGUGCUCGCCGAGAAGUACAGAUGACGAAGGACCGGGAAUAUUUAUUUUUGUGUAGUUGUUUGAAUGCAAUAUUUUGUAAUAAAAUGUGCAAUGAACUCC
This is a messenger RNA of Pungitius pungitius (ninespine stickleback), 819 nucleotides long. RefSeq names its product hemoglobin alpha embryonic-4 (gene hbae4). Gene Ontology annotation, biological process: oxygen transport; hydrogen peroxide catabolic process. The transcript is spliced from 3 exons. Bases 319 to 744 code for a protein of 141 amino acids. The record is from RefSeq and is a predicted model, not a curated record. Gene Ontology annotation, molecular function: heme binding; haptoglobin binding; oxygen binding. Lineage: Eukaryota; Metazoa; Chordata; Actinopteri; Perciformes; Gasterosteidae. Gene Ontology annotation, cellular component: hemoglobin complex; blood microparticle; haptoglobin-hemoglobin complex.